GGCAGGACGCGAUCACAGGUUCCUCUUUAUAUCAGCAGUAAUAUUAUUAUAUUAUGGAAAUGUGAUUACUGUAUACAGGUAUAUACAUACGUAGGGUAGCGUAUGUACACAUGUAUACACAUAAAUGUUUGGUCAAGAGCUUCACCUUCAUCACAAAUUUCGUAUCAUUCUCUCUGAUAUGCGACGGCCAUCCGAAGCAAAUUUCCCGAUCUGAUCAUAAACCACUCAAUUCGCCGGUGAAAAGAUCUGAUCGGAGAAAGAGGAAAUGGGUCACUGUUUCUCGGUGUCUUCGUCGGAGAUCCACGAAGAGAACGAGUUUUCCGAUGGAAACACGAUGGUGUGUUAUGGAGAAGAGUCCGGUUUAGGUGACGACGGUCCGGUUUGGCCGUCCGGUUCGGUCUGGUCAAUUCAAGGGAGCAAAGGGCUUAACCAGGAUGCUGCUGUCCUUUACCUGGGAUACGGGAGAGGGGAAGGGGAGAUGUGUGGAGUGUUCGAUGGGCAUGGGAAAAGUGGGCAUUUGGUUAGCAAGAUGGUGAGAAACAGGUUGCCAUCUCUCUUGCUGACAUUCAAGAACCAAUCUCCUGAUGAUGAUGAUGAUGGCGAGUGGGAAGAAGCUUGUCUUUCUGCCUUCAGACUCAUUGACAGAGAGCUUCUCCUCCAGACCUUUGACUGCUCUUUCAGCGGCACCACUGCUGUCAUUGCCAUCAGACAGGGAAACGAUCUCGUGCUAGCUAAUCUCGGGGAUUCAAGGGCCGUGCUGGGGACGGUGUCCGAGGAUGGAGAGCUCGGAGCUGUUCAGUUAACCACUGAUCUGAAACCCGGAGUUCCUCGUGAGUUUCUUCUUCUUCUUCUUCCCCCUUCUCUUGUUUCAGGCUGUGCUAAAGGAUUGAAUCAAUACCGAUAUCCGGAGUUUUCUUGUGCUGCAGGUGAAGAAGAGAGGAUCACAAGGUGCAACGGCCGUGUGUUCGCCUUGAAAGCAGAGCCCUAUAACCCGAGGGUAUGGCUGCCCAACCGGGACGUGCCCGGGUUAGCCAUGUCGAGAGCGUUUGGAGAUUUUGUGCUCAAGGACUAUGGCAUUAUCGCCGUUCCUGAGGUCUCUCACCGUCGUCUAACUCCCAAUGACCAGUUCCUUGUCCUUGCUACAGACGGGGUGUGGGAUGUGCUUAGCAACGACGAAGUUGUCUCGAUUGUGAGUUCGGAGAGAAAGCCGGCUUCAGCAGCAAAGCUGGUGGCAGAGACUGCAAAAGCUGCAUGGAAGAAGAAGAAGCUUCAAUCUACAAAGGUUGAUGACAUUACAGUAGCAUGCCUCUUUCUGCAGAAGCAGCAAGAUGCAGGUACACCUAGUCAGACAUAUAUAUGAAUACACCAUCUAGACUGCAGAAUGCCACACUGAAACACAAGUCGUAUAACAUGAACUCGAAAUACAACAAUGGGAGGUUUUCCAGCAAUAUCGGGAGAUCACUAAGGCCGAAUCAGCAUGAAUUACCAGAGACCUUCGAACUCGGAAGGUCUGCAGACCCUGCAGUUGGAUGUGGUGAAGAAAACAAUGAACAUGAAAGGGUUUUAGUGUUGAAACAUGUUCUACGAGCAUGAUUGUGAGUUUGACAAUGUGAAACACUCGAAGGGUUUCGGGUAUUUA
Molecule: messenger RNA, 1639 nt
Organism: Tarenaya hassleriana
Lineage: Eukaryota; Viridiplantae; Streptophyta; Magnoliopsida; Brassicales; Cleomaceae
Product: probable protein phosphatase 2C 72
Exons: 3
Coding region: 266-1360 (364 amino acids)
Biological process (GO): protein dephosphorylation
Molecular function (GO): protein serine/threonine phosphatase activity
Source: RefSeq, a predicted model, not a curated record